Capsella rubella is the source of this 878-nucleotide messenger RNA. Its product is annotated as 26S proteasome non-ATPase regulatory subunit 10. The coding region runs from base 34 to 768 and encodes 244 amino acids. The transcript has 5 exons. Gene Ontology annotation, molecular function: protein binding. Gene Ontology annotation, cellular component: nucleus; cytoplasm. The record is from RefSeq and is a predicted model, not a curated record. NCBI's taxonomy places the organism in Eukaryota, Viridiplantae, Streptophyta, Magnoliopsida, Brassicales, Brassicaceae.
CCUAAUUUCUAACUUGGAAAAAAAGUUUGAACGAUGAUGGAAAUCGAUGCUCCGAAGCAACCAGAGUCGAAGCAGAUCAGAGACGAAGAGCUAUUCAAAGCAGCGGAGUGGGGUGAUUCGUCCUUGUUCGUGUCUUUAUCUCCAGAACAGCUCGCGAACUCUCUCAAAUUCAGAAACGAAGACGGUCGCUCUCUCCUCCAUGUCGCAGCUUCCUUUGGCCAUUCUCAAAUAGUUAAGUUGCUAUCAAGUUCAGAUGCGGCAAAGACUGUAAUCAAUAGCAAUGAUGAUGAAGGAUGGGCUCCUUUGCAUUCCGCUGCUAGCAUUGGUAAUGCUGAGCUUGUUGAGCUGCUUUUGGCCAGAGGUGCUGAUGUUAAUGCCAAAAACAAUGGUGGUCGCACUGCCCUUCACUAUGCUGCUAGCAAAGGCUGGUUGGAGAUUGCUCAGCUUUUAUUAACACACGGUGCAAAGAUUAACAUCACAGACAAGGUUGGUUGCACUCCACUUCACAGGGCAGCAAGCGUUGGAAAGUUAGAUAUGUGUGAAUUUCUUAUUGAAGAAGGAGCGGAAAUCGAUGCUACGGACAAAAUGGGCCAAACGGCACUCAUGCAUUCAGUCAUCUGCGGUGACAAGCAGGUGGCGUUCCUGCUUAUAAGACAUGGUGCAGAUAUGGAUGUAGAAGACAAAGAAGGUUACACUGUUCUAGGCCGAGCUACCAGCGAAUUCCGACCAGCUCUUAUAGAUGCUGCAAAAGCCAUGCUUGAAGGAUAAAAUGACUCUGAAUUACAUUAAAAGUCACUAACUUGAGAGUCUUGUUUAGUUCAACUCUAUCUUCUUUCAAUAGCAGGCAAUAAUAAAAGGAUUAUUCUUUUAUCUGUUCA